This is a messenger RNA of Nelumbo nucifera (sacred lotus), 682 nucleotides long. The record is from RefSeq and is a predicted model, not a curated record. NCBI's taxonomy places the organism in Eukaryota, Viridiplantae, Streptophyta, Magnoliopsida, Proteales, Nelumbonaceae.
UAUAUAUAUAUAUAUAUAAUAGGUAGGCAUGGCGAGGUCUGGAAUGUUAAAGGUUGUAUUCAUAAUAAUGGUGGUGGUAGUGGGUGUGGAUGCAGGGAUAUCGUGUGGGCAGGUGACAAGCCAACUGGCUCCCUGCAUCACCUACUUGGUGAGGGGAGGGGCUGUGUCUCCUUUGUGUUGCAGAGGUGUGAGGGGACUUAGCGCUUCGGCGCGCACCACGCGGGAUCGUAGGACUGCUUGCGGAUGCAUCAAGUCCGCCUCUGCCGGCAUACGAGGUCUUAAGCUUGCUCUCGCUGCCUCUCUCCCCGGCAGAUGUAGGGUCCGCAUUCCUUACAAGAUCAGUCCCUCCACCGACUGCUCCAGGGUGAGAUAAGCUCGCAUCUAGCUCCAAGGAAUUUGGACUCCAAAACUCUAUGGGCGUAGUGGGUGUUAUGCAGGAUGCAUGGCUGAUAAUUAAUAAUAAUGUGGAGAUGUACGCAAUCUACAAUCUAUAUAGCUAUCUAUCUAGUAUUAAUUAGUUACAAAGUACCUACUCUUGCGUCACUUAAUUUGUUCUGUUUUAUGUUCUUGCUUCCAUUAAAGCCUUGGGUCAUGUAACAUGACACGGCCUCGAUCGGUACAAUUAAUGCCUAAUGCCUUGUCAAGUAAUCAAAUACCGUGGAGUUAGUAAAUAAAUUAUAUA